Molecule: messenger RNA, 3475 nt
Organism: Teleopsis dalmanni
Lineage: Eukaryota; Metazoa; Arthropoda; Insecta; Diptera; Diopsidae
Product: RNA-binding protein 5-A
Exons: 13
Coding region: 268-3030 (920 amino acids)
Biological process (GO): mRNA splicing, via spliceosome
Cellular component (GO): nucleus
Molecular function (GO): RNA binding
Source: RefSeq, a predicted model, not a curated record
UUUCAGUAAUUUAAAAUUAAAAAUUUUGCUAUCGAUAAUCGGUUAUCGUUUUCAUAAUUCCUUGAUGUCACAUAGAGUUGUCAAAUUUACGCCAAAAUAUCGAUUUACCCGCGUUUGACAUUCUUGUCGGAUGUGUUAUUUCGCGAACGCGGAGGGUUUUUAAUUUUUCAUGUGUAAUUAAUUCUUUUAGUUGUGCGAUACCUCAAAAGAUUUUAAAAAUAGUUUGAAUAAUUGAAAGUGAAUUUUUGUUUUAUUCUGGACGAAAUCAUGGAUAGACGUUCCCGAAGUAUUGAAUCACCGCAUCGUCGACAUCGAAAUGGAGGAGCUACUUCUGGUGGUAAUACUGGUGGCAUGUCACGCCGUGAUUAUAGGCGCUAUAGCAGAUCACGUUCUCGUUCUCGUGAAAGAAGUCGCGAACAUAACUUUCGUAGACGUUCGCGUUCCAGAAGUCGUGAACGCAUUUUACAUCGCAGAAGCACCGACAAAGAUUUAUAUCGCGAUAUAAUAUACGAUGACUAUGAGGAUGAUAAGGGUUAUAGUCGCCAUAAUCGGCAAAACCGUGGUCGCGAAAAGGGGCGUGAAUAUGAUCGAGAUACGGACAGAGAUAGAGAAAGAGAAAGAAACGACAGAAAGGAGACUUCACAUAAUCGUUAUGAUGAUAAUAGAGGAAGAUACAAUUCAGCAGAACAAGACUUAGGUAGCGAGGAUAGUGACGACAGUUCGAAUAGUCAUUAUUACAACAAAACUCCUUCCAGCACUGUUAUUGUAUUGGGUUUGCAGAAACAUGUCACUGAAGGCGAUAUAAUGAAUGCAUUAAUAGGCCUGAAUAUGGCUCCUUCAAAUGUUCGUCUUAUACGCAGAGUCACAGGUGCAUCAAGGGGUUUCGCAUUCGUCGAGUUUAAUACCGUUGAAGAAGCUGUACGUUGGAUGGAAUUAACCCAGGGUACUUUGGUUCUAAGAGAUCAAACGCGUGCUCAGCUUCAGUACAGCCAUUCAGGCAGACGAGCUAAGAAGUCUGAUUGGUAUUGUGGAAAAUGUGGAAUGUUUAAUUUUAAACGUCGCUACAAUUGCUUUAAGUGUUACGCAUCAAGAGAGGAAAGCGAGAAAGGUGGCGAUGGCAGUGAUGAAGUUAGCAACAUCCUUACGAAAAAAAUCAUGUUACGUAAUUUGGAUGCGCUCACUAACGAGGAAGGUGUUCUAACUGUAAUGGAACAGCAUGUUCCGGAUCUGGCGAAGAAGAUAAGCAAGAUUUUGGUUAGUCGUGAUGCUUUGACACAGACGUCACGUGGUAUUUGUUACUUAAAUUUUGAAAGUCUCGUGGAUUCAAUGAAUUUGCAUAAUGCAUUAAAUGCAAUUGAACCGCCACUGGAGAUUGACAAUCGCGAAGUUAUUGUUAGUUAUUGCAUUGAUCACGAGAAUCGUCAAAUAGUGCCAAAAAAAUCUGGGUGCGAAGCUUUGUCAGGUACAGCCACAUCUGUAGACUCAAUGGGCGCUUCUGGAUCCAGUGCCAUUACUCAUUAUACUCUAGCAGAUGUUCCGCGUCUUGCUGAGUACAGUGCUGCCUUGUAUGCAUCCACACCAGCGGAACAAGCUCAUUACUUGCAAUACUAUACAGAAUAUUAUAUAAGCGAAAUAAAUAAGGGUAGCUUUAGUAAUUUGCCAACCGUCUCGCAAAUAAGUGAGGCGUCAGCGAAUUCCGGAGCUGCUGUGGCCCUGUCUGCAAUACAAAAUAAACAGAAAAAAAUGAACAACAUUGAGACAACAGCAACACAAGCAGCAGCUGCUGCAGCAGCCGCAGCGGCAGCAGUAAAAGCAACUAUCGCUUCAAAAAUUGAUACGCCCAAGGGAAAUGAUGGCAAAGUAUAUCCCACGCCCGAUGUAACAUUGUAUCAAUAUGAUGAAACUUCUGGUUACUAUUACGAUCCAACUACUGGCUUAUACUAUGACGCACAUUCUCAGUAUUAUUAUAAUAACACUACUGGUGCUUAUUUAUAUUGGGAUCAACGUAAAAGUACAUAUGUAUUAGCAACACCGGCAGCUGCCGCAGCUACUAUUGAAGAAGUCAUUAAACAGGAGGAGAAUAAUAAGACUACCAACUCUGCAGUAGAGGAUGAAUCGAAAAAAGACAAAAAGGAUGUCAAGCAUGACAAAGUAAAAGUUGCUAAGAAAAUUGUGAAGGAUAUGGAGAAAUGGGCAAAGCAACUAAAUCAAAAGAAAGACUACACAGUCGUGGCAACACCACAGCCAAUUUUACCAGCAAAAACUGAAGAUCAACAAGCACGCUCACAACCAAUCGCCUCUAGCAGUAGUGCAUAUGCGGAUGUGGGCUUCUCAAUUUUAGAAAAGAAAGAUCGUUCAAAGCUAACAGAGUUUGUGUCUACAAUAAAUAUCAAUAAUAAGCUUUUAUCUGCAUAUGGCGGUUCAGAUUCAGAUGAAGAUCAUUCCGUAAUGUCCACUUCGAAUGUUAUUGGCAAAUUACAGAAACCUGGAGUAUCUAGUGAAAGUGAUUAUGUUGAUUUUCAAAAACUUACCUGUUUGCUUUGCAAACGGGCUUUCCAAUCAUUGGAUAUUUUGCAAAAGCAUUUGAAAAUGUCAAACUUACAUAAAGAGAAUUUGCAGAAGUAUAAUUUAUCUCAAAGCCAAGCGGAAGGUGAUGCGACGUCUGCUGGAUUAUCAUAUCGUGAUCGAGCUAAAGAACGUCGCCUUAAAUAUGGGGAAAGUGAUCCACCACCGCCAAAUCGAACUCGUGAACGUUUCGAAACGGAGAUAAAGAACUUAACAUCUCGUCAGAUGGACGCAACACCAUCAAUGCCUAUAAGUUCAAAUAACGUAGGAAAUCGGCUUUUACAAAAAAUGGGGUGGUCCGAGGGUCAAGGAUUAGGAAGAAAGAAUCAAGGGCGUACCAAUAUUAUCGAAGCUGAAGCCAGGUCAACGACCGCUGGAUUGGGUACUAAACCAGGCAUUGGACCUGGUGACGAUUAUAAAACUUAUAUUAAAAAAAUGAUGAAGUCCCGCUAUGAAUCUGUAUGAUUUGUGUUAUAAUGUUUGUUAUGAAUAUUUUUAGUAAUAAAAAUAAUGUAAUUAGCAAUAAGUCCACAUAGAUAAUGAUAUAUAUUAUAGGUAUAAUAGGUUAAAUCAUUAAAUUUAUUAAUUGUAUAAUAUGAUCAAACACUUGAUUGUAAUCUGUAUGUGUUAUACAUUAUUACCGCAACAUAUUUCUUUUCAUAAUCAUUAAUUUUAUUGUGAAGGGUAAAGCACGAAGGUCAAGAAAUUGAAAACUAACUAUUUAUUAUAUAUAAUUAUAUAACAUCUAUCAUUAAUCAGUGGCAAAUCAUUUGACAAUGAUUUCAAAAUGUUGUCAUGAUUAAGAUAUUUGGAGGUGUUGCGAACAUUAGUGAAUUGCAACAUUGCCAAAUACCUAUAAUCAGUCGUCUUUUAAAUUAUUUCUUAUAUUUAAAUAUACGUUAAUAAUUUU